AUGAGCCUGCGGGUGUCAGAGCUGCAGGUUCUUCUGGGCUACGCAGGCAGAAACAAACAUGGACGAAAGCACGAGCUCCUGACCAAAGCCUUAUACCUCCUUAAAGCCGGCUGCAGCCCUGCCGUCCAGAUGAAGAUCAAGGAGCUCUACAGACGACGCUUUCCCACCAAGCUGGUGUCCCCAGCAGAGCUGGCCCUGCCCGGAGUCCACCCCGUCACUGCCUCUUUGCCCCCUGGCCUCACGCAGUUGGGAUUUGAUGGGCACAGAGCGCCCCCAUCCCCUCUGCUCCCCAUCUCCCUUCUCAGGCCCAAACAUGAGCUGGGACUGCCCCACCUCCCCACGAGCCUGCACCCCGUACACCCUGAUG
Messenger RNA from Sinocyclocheilus rhinocerous, 367 nucleotides. Its product is annotated as E3 SUMO-protein ligase PIAS1-like. Gene Ontology annotation, molecular function: SUMO ligase activity; transcription coregulator activity. The transcript has a single exon. Lineage: Eukaryota; Metazoa; Chordata; Actinopteri; Cypriniformes; Cyprinidae. Gene Ontology annotation, cellular component: chromatin. The record is from RefSeq and is a predicted model, not a curated record. Gene Ontology annotation, biological process: regulation of transcription by RNA polymerase II; protein sumoylation. The annotation marks the transcript as partial.